GAGACGUCUAAGACUAUACAUGUUCCGGUGUGAUGCGUGAACUUGAUCAUUUGAGAACUCCCUUAUUCCACCCGAUAUCAUGAUCAUCAGGGUCGUAUCCGUUCGAUUCUGACAUCGCAAGGCUAAACCCGCUACAGGUCUCUCUCUGUUUUGGCCCCUACUUAGUGUGACCCAAUUUCCACAGGAUCAUUUACUACUUCCUUCAGUGGUGCACUUUUCCCAGCAUAUCUUCCGACUGUAACAUUCCUAACCUGCCAAGUAUCUGAUUUUCAUAACGCAACAUCCAAAGAACCGCUCGCGCUCUCCGACCAAAUGGAUGAGGCUAGUUCAUUUGGAUGGGCCCUCCGCAAGAAUGGCUCCUGUCUGGAGCAGGAAGUCGACUGUGGUCCCACUGUACCCCCUUUCCGAAACUGCUGCCCCAAGGGCUCGUAUUGCCCGCAUGCGAACAACGUUGCGUGCUGUCCAUCCAAGGAGUUCUGCGAUGAUGCGCUGAACGCAAAACCCCACUGCGCGAACAGUACUUGGGAUCUUUAUAUAAACGGUGGCUAUUUCUGCUGCUUGCAAGGCACCACGGGUUUUGCGAAAGAUGGUGGCUCCAAUGGCUGCGGUGCCCCCGACUAUCACUUGAAAUCUACCGAGACCUCUUUGGCUAUCAUCGCUUCGGCCUCAGGUAUGUAGUGCGCUUCCAUCUAGGUGGCUUCGCGAUACGUUAAGGUGAAUCGGCUAACAUCCGGCCUGUAGCGACACAUUCUACCUCUUCUACACCAACAUCGGUAGCGACGACAACGACGCCAUCUAUAACAUCCACAGCUACGGACCCUUCGCAGCCCACAAAUGCAGCAUCAAGUAGCGCAAACAAAGGAGCCAUUGCAGGCGGAGUUGUCGGUGGCGUUGCUGGAGUAGCUAUCAUCGCCGCCUUAUUGUGGUUCUUCCUGAUCCGAUCGCGACGCCAACGAUCGCAACCCCAGCCAUUGAUUACGGCCGGGGAACCUUUCAAGCAGCCUCCAAUACCAGCAGAGCUCGACGGAAACCAUGUGGCGGAGCUGGAGAGUCGCGCAGAUCAGCCGGUGGCAGAACUACCUGCCCACUAUCGAUGAGACCCUUUUAUAACGUAAUGAUUUGGCAAUCAGCGUGAUGAAUAUAUAUUUAAUCUUAACACGCGUCAAGAUGGUAUGCUUGGGUCUGAGUUCCAGAGGAGAUACCCUUGUCGUUGUUGGAACGGUCAAUUAAGCUUAGAAUCAGGCAUCCACCAG
Aspergillus alliaceus is the source of this 1253-nucleotide messenger RNA. RefSeq lists its product as uncharacterized. NCBI's taxonomy places the organism in Eukaryota, Fungi, Ascomycota, Eurotiomycetes, Eurotiales, Aspergillaceae. The transcript has a single exon. Bases 313 to 678 code for a protein of 121 amino acids. The record is from RefSeq and is a predicted model, not a curated record.